UGCCGACUCCUGCUCCCAAAUUUAGCCCCUGCAGCUCUCUGGGACUUCAGAUAGCUGGCGAACCUUCCGGAACGAGACGGCGGAGUUUGUUAAACUUGGGCUGCACUGUGAUUUUUUAACACCCACUGUCUCUGCUGAACCGGACCCCCAAGCAUGGAGCCCCCCAGACAGGGCCCUGUCCAAGAUAAAGGGCCAAGCACAAAGAGAGCAGACCCAGAGCUGGACGCCGGUGUGUACAUGAACUUCAUGAGGAAUCACUGCUGCUAUGACACCAUUCCUACCAGCAACAAACUGGUGAUCUUCGACACCACGCUGAAGGUGAAGAAGGCCUUCUUAGCCUUGGUGGCUAACGGUCUGAGGGCUGCCCCUCUGUGGGAUUCCAGGAGGCAGUGUUUUGUAGGAAUGCUAACCAUCACAGACUUCAUUAACAUCCUCCAUCGGUACUACAGGUCUCCCAUGGUGCAGAUUUACGGACUGGAAGAGCACAAGAUUGAGACCUGGAGAGCAGUGUACCUGCAGUACUCCAUCAACUCUUUGAUCAGCAUCAGCCCUGAGGCCAGCCUGUUUGACGCCAUCUACGCUCUGCUGAAAUACAAGAUCCACCGACUGCCCGUGAUCGACCCGGAGUCAGGAAACGUGCUGCACAUAAUGACUCACAAGCGUAUCCUCAAGUUCCUGCACCUGUUUGGUGCGAUGAUCCCAAAGCCACGCUUCUUGCAGAGGAAAAUCGGGGACGUGGCUAUUGGAACAUUCAGGAACAUUGCCAUGGUCCGGGAUACUGCCUCAGUGUAUGACGCCCUGUCCAUUUUUGUGGAGCGACGUGUGUCUGCUCUGCCUGUGGUCAACGAGAAAGGGAAGGUGGUCGGCCUCUACUCCAGGUUUGAUGUGAUUAAUCUGGCCGCCCAGAAGAGCUAUAACGACCUGGACAUUACCAUGCGUCAGGCCCUGCAGGGGAGGGUGUGCUAUGUGGAGGGAGUCAUCAAGUGCUACCCCCACGAGACCCUGGAGGUCAUAAUCGACCGCAUCGUGGAGGCAAAGGUUCACCGGCUUGUGAUGGUGGACACGGAGGACAUGGUGAAGGGCAUCGUCUCGCUCUCCGACCUGCUGCAGGCCAUGGUUUUGACGCCCGCGGGCGUAGACGCCCUUUUUUCGUAGCACCUGGGGGGGGGGGUGUCUGUCCACCCUCAAUCCUCAACUCCUUACAGCCUUUUCCCCCCAUCCAAGAGAUAAAGAAUAAAAUGGAGAGAACUGUACAGUGGAUGAAGAAUGGACAGAUUUGAAUUCUUAAAUGUAACUGUCUGCAGUACAUUACUGUGAAAUGCACUACUAACAACUUUAAGGCAAUGUAUUUUGUCUCCAGGCAAAUACUAAUUUUUUUAUAUCCAUUACUUUUUUUUAAACUGUGAUGUCUGGCUAUUUAUUUAUUAUUUUUUAAUCUUGUAAAUUUUCUUGUAAAUUUUAUAUGAGUGAGUAGCUGGAUACUAGUGCAGUGGAACAGUGCAUUUGGCACGUAUGAUGACUGAAAACACAACAUAACUAUUUUGAAAUAAUAUAAUUGUGCAUUAGUCCAUUUCAGCAGUAGCACUACUGUUAUUAUCUAGCAGAAUCAUAACGAAUAGACUUGAUUCAGGGCGGGUAAACCUGUCUCUAUCGCUAUAGAAUGUUCCAUAGACAAGAAAGUCUUAAACCAACAUUGCCUUUUCCUGAGACUCAUCUCUUUGUUUCCACAAUACAGAAAACUGAAUAACCUCUACCAGAGUGCUUUUUACAAUUGACUCUUCUGGAUUUCUUGUUGGAGGUGGUUGUGAACAAACAAUUGCAUUACAGUAGCCUACUAUGGAUAUGAGAACAACAUCCCUUGCUCAAAUAUGUUGUGUGAAGAUUCAGUGUUCACAGGUCACCUGUUGGCAUCAGAGAGGUCCAACCUGAUUGGUUUCCCUGCUUGUUGCAACAGGUCCAUCUAGUGGUAAUUAGUUUAAAUGACUUACCAAGUGUGCUAUUCAGAAUAUUGAUAUUCAGAAGUGAAAUCAGUCUUGCUGAAGUGGAUAUCUAAGGGGGGGAUCAUGGUCACAGAAUGGUCAAGGUAUUUUGUUGACUCAACUGAGAGACUGCACUGUUUUUUUAAUAUAAAAUUGCCCCGCGUUCAGCAUAACCAACAACUUAAACAGAACCAAUCCCUCACUAUACCACCUUCAUCCCUGUUGCUUUAUUGUGUUCAUCAUCAGCACACUUUACUGCAUCACGCUGUGCUCACACAGGCCUUCCUUCAUUUUCUCACUUCGUGUGCUGAUUUUUUGGAUAUUUCUCAGAAAGGUGAAAAGGGUAGAGGAGAUGAGAUAUGCUGUGCUCACUCUUGCUUCGCCUGUCCUUGUGUUGCUAAACCACGAUGUCGUCAUACUGUAUGCCCCGAAGUGCCUCUAGGACUGCACCUCUGUUAUACAGGCCUCCAAAAACAAAUAUGGCACGGUACAUCUAGU
This is a messenger RNA of Conger conger (European conger), 2477 nucleotides long. RefSeq names its product 5'-AMP-activated protein kinase subunit gamma-1-like. The record is from RefSeq and is a predicted model, not a curated record. NCBI's taxonomy places the organism in Eukaryota, Metazoa, Chordata, Actinopteri, Anguilliformes, Congridae. The transcript is spliced from 13 exons. Bases 154 to 1155 code for a protein of 333 amino acids.